AUGGUGCCUACCAAUCAACCGUUUACUUUGCGUUCAAUUCUUGAGAAAGAUAAGUUGAAUGGAACAAACUAUGCAGAUUGGAUCCGCAACCUAAGAAUUGUUCUCAGGGCUGAGAAAAAGAAAGAUAUUCUAGACACCCCAUUACCUAUAGAGCCUACUAAUAAUGCACCUGCUGUUCAGAAAAACGCUUACAAGAAGGCAUGUGAUGCUGAUCUUGAAAUGCUGUUUGACAACAACCAUGCAGCGUACGAUAUGAUCGUGGCGCUCAAUGAUAUGUUCCAGACUCAAGCCAGGACUGAAAGGUUCAAUGUCUCAAAGGCUUUUAUUGAAACCAAGCUAGCAGAGGGCGCAACAGUAGGGCCACAUGUGAUCAAGAUGGUUGGUUACACUCAGAGGUUGGAGAAGCUAGGCUUCCCAAUUGGCCUAGAGUUGGCUACUGAUUUCAUUCUCGCGUCUCUUCCACCUAGCUAUGGGAACUUCAUCUCGAACUACCAUAUGCAUGGGGCGGAAAAGGGCUUGAAUGAAUUGUGUGGCAUGCUUAAAACUUUAGAGGCUGAUAUCAAGAAAGGUGCUGGCAGUAGCCAUGUGAUGGCGGUCCAAAAUAAGCCCCGAUUUAAAAAGAGGGGCAAUUCUUGGAAGAAGAAGAAGGGCAAGGCUAAAGGUGAGGCUAAAGGUGAGAACUCUAAGCCAAACCCACCUGCGCCCAAGGCUGGACCAACUGCUGACACUGAAUGCUAUCAUUGUAAGGGGAAAGGUCACUGGAAGAGGAACUGCAAGCUAUACUUAGAAUCCAUGAAGGAUAGCGGUGGUAAAGGUCAUAUAAGUGAGAAUCGCAUGAAGAGGCUCCAUGCUGAUGGGCUUUUAACUUCGUUUGAUUUUGAAUCAUACGAGACAUGUGAGGCUUGUUUGCUAGGGAAGAUGACCAAGGCGCCUUUCACAGGAUAUGUGUUCACAAUAAAUGGUGGUGCGGUUAGCUGGAAAAGUUCCAAGCAGGAGACGGUGUCCGAUUCUACAGCAGAAGCCAAGUACAUCGCAGCUUCUGAAUCUACGAAGGAAGGUGUUUGGAUGAGGAGGUUUCUCAUUGAACUUGGUGUGUUUCCAAAUGCAUCUAGCCCAUUGAAUCUGCAUUGUGAUAGCAAUGGGGCUAUAGCACAGGCCAAGGAGCCAAUGAAUCACAAAAAGAACAAACAUGUACUUCAAAAAUUUCACCUCAUUAGAGAGUUCAUCAGUAGAGGUGACAUCAAGAUGUGCAAGAUACACACGGAUUUGAAUGUUGCAGAUCCUUUGACAAAGGCUCUUCCACAGCCUAAGCAUGAGACGCACAUGAGAGCUAUGGGUAUUAAAUAUCUUCGAGAUUGA
Molecule: messenger RNA, 1359 nt
Organism: Miscanthus lutarioriparius
Lineage: Eukaryota; Viridiplantae; Streptophyta; Magnoliopsida; Poales; Poaceae
Source: the annotation of a GenBank genome assembly